AUGGAAGACGAUACGGCCACGACAGCUGGCACAUCCAAAGACCUGGAGAAAUUGACAAAAAGAACGCAGCCCAGCGACCAAGUCCGUUACCAGAUGGCUAUUCUAAGCCUACCCUAUGAUAAGGAAUGGCAAAUGGAAGACCUGGACAGUCCGAAGGUUUUUAUGAUUGCUCUGCGGUUGGUAUACAAUCGCAUUCGUGGUGUCAAGGUGCUGCACCUUGGGACGAGCAUUCACAUAAAAUAUGAUGAAGUCAGUGCCGAUCAACUGAGACGGCUUGGGCAAGUUUUCGAGCGGGAUGGAGGAAAUGGAGGCUGGAGGAAAUUGCCGCGCGGAAGAGACCGCUUUACACUUACCGCCUUUAUCGGGUGGGAUAGUCCUUCCUCCCCACUUUAA
Messenger RNA from Penicillium verrucosum, 393 nucleotides. Its product is annotated as SNF2-like protein. NCBI's taxonomy places the organism in Eukaryota, Fungi, Ascomycota, Eurotiomycetes, Eurotiales, Aspergillaceae. The record is from RefSeq and is a predicted model, not a curated record. The coding region runs from base 1 to 393 and encodes 130 amino acids. The transcript has 2 exons.